This is a messenger RNA of Sclerotinia trifoliorum, 2068 nucleotides long. Lineage: Eukaryota; Fungi; Ascomycota; Leotiomycetes; Helotiales; Sclerotiniaceae. The record is from the annotation of a GenBank genome assembly.
GAAACGCAUAGACAAAUCUCUCAACGGGUACGUGAAUACUUAUAAGGUAAUAAAUAAGCAAAGGAGGGACCCAAGCUGGAUAAUUAUAUUGGGAUUUUACAAUCUUCCUAUUCUCUUCCUCUCUCCCCAAGUCUCUCCCUCUUUCACAGAUCUUUGUUCUCUCUCCUCAAAUCUUCAAAAAUGGAUGCCAAAAUUCUCGAAGCUUCAAAUAAUCACCCAAAACCCGUCGAUCGGGUCUUUCAAUAUGGAACUGCGGGGUUUCGUAUGAAGGCUACUCUUCUCGACUCAGUGGUAUUCCGCGUUGGUCUUGUGGCUGCUCUUCGAUCGCGCAAGUUGGGUGGUCAAACAAUCGGUGUUAUGAUUACCGCGUCACACAAUCCACCGGAGGAUAAUGGUGUUAAGUUAGUUGAUCCGAUGGGCGAAAUGUUGGAGAAUAGUUGGGAGGCAUAUAGUACACAACUGGCAAAUGCGAAGAACGAGGAUGUGGUGGAAGUUUAUCGCAAGUUGGAGAAGGAUUUGAAAAUCAACCCGGAUACUCCUGCGAGAGUAAUUUUUGCGAGGGAUACGAGGCCUUCAGGCCCGAAAUUGGUCGCGGCUUUGGUUGAUGCUCUCGACGCUACCGGAACUGAUUAUACGGAUUAUAAGUUGCUUACGACGCCUCAAUUGCAUUAUUUGACUAGAUGUACGAAUACGGAGGGAACACCACAAGCGUAUGGGGAUGUCAGUGAAGUUGGAUACUAUGAGAAGUUGGCAAAGGCCUUUGGGAGGGCUAUGAAGGGUAAAAAGGCUGUUGGGUCGGUCACUGUUGAUUGUGCCAAUGGUGUUGGAGGUCCCAAAUUGCAUGAAUUGAUUAAGUAUCUGCCAAAGGGUAUUCUCGAUAUUAAGGUCGUCAAUGACGAUGUUUUGAAGGCAGAGAAUUUAAACCAUGAGGUCAGUAAUUUCUCUACUGUUUGGUUCAACCACUAAUGGUUUGUUUUACAGUGCGGUGCCGAUUUUGUCAAAACCAAACAACGAGCUCCUCCUUCAUCAAAAGCUGGAAACAAUGAUCGAUGCUGUUCAUUAGACGGAGAUGCCGACAGAAUUAUCUACUAUUUCAGUGAUCCAGAUCAUGGAUUUCGUCUAUUGGAUGGGGAUAGGAUUGCUACACUCGCAGCUUCAUUCAUUGGUGAUCUUGCUAGAGAAGCUGGACUUGCAGAUGAAUUAAGAAUUGGCGUCGUACAGACUGCAUAUGCCAAUGGUGCUAGUACCAAGUAUGUUGAGAAGACAUUGAGGCUGCCCGUGGUUUGCACUCCUACUGGUGUAAAAUGGUUACAUCAUGCAGCCACCAAAUUCGAUGUCGGUGUUUAUUUCGAGGCAAACGGUCAUGGAACUGUAGUCUUCUCACAACAAGCCUUAAAAGCAUUUGCUAGCACGGAACCGGAAUCUCCUGCUCAAGCAAGCGCUUUGGAAGCUCUUCGUGCCCUCACCGAUCUCAUCAAUCAAACCGUUGGAGAUGCACUCUCCGAUAUGUUACUCGUGGAAACAAUUCUCGCCCACAAGACCUGGACACCAAAAGAAUGGGAUCUUACCUACAUUGAUCUACCCAAUCGUCUCGUCCGGGUCGAAGUUGCUGAUCGAAACUUAUUCAAGACAACCGAUGCUGAAAGAAAACUCGUGGAACCACAAGGCACACAAGCACAAAUCGAUGCAUUAGUUGCUAAGUUUAAGGACGGUAGAAGUUUCGCUAGAGCAAGUGGGACUGAAGAUGCUUUGAGAGUAUAUGCAGAAGCUGCUACUAGAAGUGAAGCUGAUGAUUUGGCUACCAAGGUAGCAUCCUUGUGUAGGGUUGAGGGAAGCAUCAAAGGUUAGAUGUAGUUGUGAUUGAGGGGAGUAGUGAGGGGAGUAGUGAGGGUUGAGUGAGAGAGUGGAAGGUUAUGAAUCACGACUAUGCAGCGCAUACGACGAAUACCAAAAAAUGGAGUUGAGAUGAUUCAUGGGGAAUAUACCCAUGAUUGAUAUAAACGAUAACAUAGCAUUUAUCGCAGUUGAUUUUUGAUUAACAAAAAGUUAAUUAUAUUAUCUUAUUUCU